CGUGCAAUGAGGACCACUUAGGGUUCUCCCAAUAUUUCCUCUAAUCUAUUUCUAUUUAUUUAUUAUUGGAUUUAUCCAUCACCCUUCCCUGAGAAAGGGUGGUUUCCACCGUCUGGUAAAUAUCAGUUCUUUGAAAUUACACUGUAAAAUAUCAGUUCAGUUGAAAAUAGAUCAACAUAGACUCCCGCAGGCUUCGUGACUUGAGAGCUGCAGGCUACAACUAAACAAAUGAAGUGUCUUUUAAAAUCCCUUUUAAAGUAUUGGUUUUUUUGGUUUGUUUUUCCAGUAUUUGUGUUGAUUGUUUUAAUAUGUUUUAUUGUUUGUCAUUUAUCUUAUGCUGGUCUGAUUGUAACAAAUAUUUGAUUGAUGAUCAGACUUUCCCUUUAGGUUUAUUUAUUUUGUUUGUGUAAUGAUGCUCUUGUACCAUGGGGAUGGGUUGGUUUGAACUGGCAAAUAUUGCGUUGUGAUUUUACAUUUUAUUAUGACUUUUUUAUUUUUUAAGGAAUUUUUACUGUUAUUGUUACAAAUUAUGUAGCAUUUUAGGUUCUAGGGUUUUUUUGGGGGGGGGUGGAGGGAUAUUACAAACCUAUUUCACGCCAUAUGGGGGUUUAAUUAUUUAUUUUGUUUGAUUAUUUUAUAAUACUUAUAUCCUUUAGUAAGGGAUUAAUUUGAAUUGACAAAAAUGUAUUUUUGAUUGUAUUGUGGCUUACAUUUUUAAAGGAAUUAUUAUCAUUGGUCUUGUAAUAAUUGUUACAAAUUAAGUAGUGUUUUAGGUUUUGGGGGUUUUUUUUGGGUGGUGCAGGGAUAGGGAUUUUACAAACAUAUUUCGUGCCUUAUGGUGGGUUUGAAUCUUUGUGUACUUUUUUAUUUGUUUAACGGGGAGUUUAAAUUGGGCCUUUGGGCCCUCAAGGAUUCUCCUGAAGGGGUUUGAAAUGUUAUGUAGUCCCUUGAGUGAAUUUGAGUGUGUUAAUGACGGUUUUAAAUUUGCAUAGAAGGUUAAAGUUUGGUUUAUGGGGAAUUUAUGUUUUAUGCCUUCUUCUUCUGCCCUCCUGAAUUCUUGGCCUGUUCGAGAAUGAAGUCUAUGCCUUGGAAACAAUCCUCUUAGCUGCAUGAGAGCUGGUUGAUCAUCCGCUCCAGAUUUAGCUCUCUCGAAUAUGAAUGAAGAAUCUUUAACUCGUUACUGGGGCCAGGCCUUCUAGUGGAAUCUUCCAAUUCCUUUGCAGCCAUGCUGGCCUCUCGCCUGCCUUGAAGAUCUCUCUUUGUAUUUGUGUAAAGUUGGUGCCGCAAUGAAUUCAGGCUUGUGGAGUCAAGAGAAAGGCGGCUCGUCUUAUUGGGAAGAGCGUAUAUUUUAUUUGCUUCUCCAAGAAUGUAGUGUUAUAGACAAACAGACCCAGAAGUUAUUGAAGGUACCCAAGGGGAGCAUCGGCCAGUUCAUUCAAGACCGUUCCUCUGGAGGACAUACCAGAAGUAUCCCUAAAAGUAAAAAAGUGCAAGUCGGAAUCAAGAUUUUGGAGCAGCCUCACGCCAUCCUGUUUGUGGACGAGAAGGAAGUGGUAGAAAUAAAUGAGAAAUUAGCAGAACUGCUCUUGGCAAUUACCAAUUGCGAGGAAAGAUACAGUAUAUUUAAGAACAAGGACAGACUGGCUAAAGGUCUCCACAUAGAGGGUGGUUCACCAGUGAGAGUGCAGCUGAGAUCAGGAGAUGAAAAAUAUCCUGGAGUUGUGCGGUUUAGAGGACCAUUAUUACAAGAAAGAUCACUGUCUGGGAUUUUUUUUGGAGUUGAGCUUCUGGAAGAAGGUCGCGGUCAGGGCUUUACCGAUGGACAGUACCAAGGCAAACAGCUGUUCAGAUGCGACGAAGACUGUGGCGUUUUUGUCGCCCUUGACAAACUGGAGCUGGCGGAAGACGAUGACAAUGAACUGGAGAAUGACUAUGCAGCUCCAGUUGAUUCAAUGCAGGUAGAACUUCCUCCUUUGGAGCUCAACUCCAGGGUUUCUGUGAAGAUAGGAAAGAAUAUAGAGUAUGGGACAGUUAUAUUCUGUGAUGUCUUACCAGGAAACGAGAGUUUAGGAUACGUGGUUGGAGUGGACAUGGACAAUCCGAUUGGAAACUGGGAUGGAAGAUACAACGGACAGCAGCUCUGCAGUUUUGCGAGUGUCGAAAGCACACUGCUCUUGCAUAUCAACGAUGUUAUCCCAGAAGCCGUGUCUCAGGACAGGAGACCUCCCAAACUUGCCUUUACCUCUAGAGGUGGCUGUGACAAAGGAUUCAGUCACAGCAAGACGAAGUCUACAGGUGCACUCUCUGAGCCUGGAAGCAGAAACAGAUCAGAAUUCUUCUACGCCUUAAAUGGCUCUUCGGUGGAUUCCCAGUCGCAGGCGAAAUCGAAAAACUCAUGGUAUAUCGAUGAAGUUGCUGAAGACUCUGCAAAAUCCCUUAACGACUCGUCUCCCGGGUUUGGGCAUUCUUCGCCACCACUCCAGCCUCCUCCGACAAACAGUUUAUCUGCCGAAAACCGGUUCCAUUCUCUGCCUUUCAGCCUAACAAAGAUGUCCGGCAGUAACAAUGCUAUUGGACACAGCCCUCUUUCUUUAUCUGUUCAGUCGGUUAUCGGAGAGGGGAAUCCCGGGAACCCCCAGGACAGUCCGCCAUCGACAGUCAUGCCCGUCAACAUGCAUGGGCUCGAGGCAGGUUCCUUGGCCGAAGUGAAAGAGAACCCCCCUUUCUAUGGCGUAAUCCGUUGGAUUGGGCAGCCGCCAGGAUUAAAUGAAGUGUUAGCUGGACUAGAACUGGAAGAAGAAUGCGCCGGCUGUACAGACGGUACAUUUAAAGGGACUCGAUACUUUACAUGUGCGCCCAAGAAGGCUCUCUUUGUUAAGCUGAAGAGCUGUAGGCCAGAUUCCAGGUUUGCGGCGUUGCAGCCUGUAUCCAACCAGAUUGAACGCUGUAAUUCCUUAGCUUUUGGUGGCUAUCUGAGUGAAGUGGUUGAAGAAAACACCCCUCCAAAAAUGGAAAAAGAAGGCUUGGAAACCAUGAUCGGAAAGAAGAAAGGAAUCCAGGGUCAUUACAACUCCUGCUAUUUAGACUCCACAUUAUUCUGCCUGUUUGCGUUUAGCUCAGUUUUGGAUACUGUUUUGCUUAGACCAAAAGAGAAAAACGAUGUAGAGUAUUAUAGUGAAACUCAAGAGCUUCUGCGGACAGAAAUAGUCAAUCCUCUCAGAAUAUAUGGGUAUGUGUGUGCAACAAAAAUAAUGAAGUUGAGGAAGAUUUUAGAAAAAGUGGAAGCUGCUUCUGGAUUCACUUCUGAAGAGAAAGAUCCAGAAGAAUUUUUGAAUAUAUUGUUUCAUCAUAUUUUGAGAGUUGAGCCAUUAUUAAAAAUCAGAUCAGCAGGUCAAAAGGUACAAGACUGUUACUUUUAUCAGAUAUUUAUGGACAAGAAUGAGAAAGUGGGCGUUCCUACCAUUCAGCAGUUACUGGAGUGGUCUUUCAUCAACAGUAAUUUGAAGUUUGCAGAGGCACCCUCCUGUCUGAUCAUUCAGAUGCCUCGAUUCGGAAAAGACUUCAAAAUGUUCAACAAAAUUUUUCCUUCUCUGGAGUUGAAUAUCACAGACCUGUUGGAAGACACUCCUCGGCAGUGCCGGAUAUGUGGAGGGCUCGCAUUGUACGAAUGCAGGGAAUGCUACGAAGAUACAGACAUCUCUGCUGGCAAAAUCAAGCAGUUUUGCAAAACUUGCAAUACACAAGUUCACCUUCAUCCCAAAAGGCAGAGUCAUAAAUUCAAUCCAGUGUCUCUUCCGAAAGACCUACCUGACUGGGACUGGAGGCACGGCUGCAUACCUUGUCAGAAGAUGGAGCUGUUUGCUGUUUUGUGUAUAGAAACAAGCCACUAUGUGGCUUUUGUUAAGUAUGGCAAAGGCGACUCUGCCUGGCUCUUCUUUGACAGUAUGGCGGAUCGGGAUGGAGGCCAGAAUGGCUUCAACAUUCCUCAGGUGACUCCAUGUCCAGAAGUUGGGGAAUAUUUGAAAAUGUCUCUAGAGGAGUUGCAUUCCCUGGACUCGCGGCGGAUUCAAGGGUGUGCGCGAAGGCUACUUUGUGACGCUUACAUGUGCAUGUAUCAGAGCCCGACCAUGAGCUUGUACAAGUAAAAACUUGUCGUCUGGGAAAGGAGGACUCGGGCUUUUCAGUGGCCCCCGACCCUGGCGCAAGAAGGCUCUGCAGCGCUGUCCGUUCAAUUGCUGGCACGUCUGUUGCUGGCGGUGGAUGCUUCACGACGGUGGAAACAGAACGUCUGCAACGAAAGAAGCGAAUAUUUAAAGAGAGGAAGAGAUCUCCUACCAGUGACGUUCUGUUACUGAAGUACUUAAGCAUUUUGCACUCUAGGAAGUGUGUCUGUGUGCGUCCGUGUGUGUGUGUGUGGUGUUUUUAAUAAAAACGUCUAAAUGAAGCUAUGAAAAUAUUCAGGCUA
This is a messenger RNA of Sphaerodactylus townsendi, 4465 nucleotides long. It is a transcript of the gene CYLD, whose product is annotated as CYLD lysine 63 deubiquitinase. Lineage: Eukaryota; Metazoa; Chordata; Lepidosauria; Squamata; Sphaerodactylidae. Gene Ontology annotation, cellular component: cytosol. Bases 1287 to 4145 code for a protein of 952 amino acids. Gene Ontology annotation, molecular function: K63-linked deubiquitinase activity; cysteine-type deubiquitinase activity. Gene Ontology annotation, biological process: regulation of intrinsic apoptotic signaling pathway; necroptotic process; positive regulation of extrinsic apoptotic signaling pathway. The transcript has 17 exons. The record is from RefSeq and is a predicted model, not a curated record.